CAACGUCAGUAGCUCAGACUAUCAGCCAGCAGGGAACAACAAAGGAAGCGAUGCUUUGCGUUUCUUCCCUACGCACGUACCGUUGGACACAAUGGCAAAACUACGUGCGCGCUCCCGCUGUGUAGCGACAAGAUGGCGGUCGCCGCCGGAUCAGUUAAGGUUCCCCGCAAUUUCCGGCUCCUGGAAGAGCUGGAGGAAGGUCAGAAAGGUGUGGGAGAUGGAACAGUGAGCUGGGGUCUGGAGGAUGACGAGGACAUGACCUUAACACGAUGGAGAGGGGUGAUCCUUGGCCCUCCAAGGACAAGCUAUGAAAACAGGAUGUACAAUCUGAAAGUUGAAUGUGGGCCAGAAUAUCCAGAGUUACCACCGUUUGUCAGAUUUGUGACAAAGAUAAACUUGAAUGGCGUGCACACCUCCAACGGUGUGGUUGACAUGCAUGCGGUGACUGCACUGGCCAAGUGGCAGAACUCCUACAGUAUCCAGAUGGUGCUGCUGGAGCUGCGAAGGCUCAUGACGUGCAAGGAAAACAUGAAGCUUCCUCAGCCACCUGAGGGCCAGAUCUACACCAACUGAGCCCCUGCUACUUUUGCCUCCAUCUUUUUCUCCUUUUCCUCCCCCAACUCUUCUGUUUUGCUUUCACCCCUUUAUCCCCAUUCUGCGCCAUGUGACAUUCCACCUCCUUUCGACACCUUGGCUGAGCACGCACACACAAAGCUGAUGACAUAAAUAUACAAUAACAGAUACAUGAGAAACAAACAUACACAUAUAUCUGUAUAAACACAUACAGCAGAAGACAUAGUAUACAAUAACAGAUACAUGCAAACACAUAUGCACAAACACACAUAUAUAUAUGUAUACACACACUUACUGAGCGUUCAUGAAAGUCAUUUUACGCACUGGCCCCUCCCUCUCCCAUCACUGGAGCUCUGGGUGGACUUGAUGUGACGAGGCAGGCGGAGUCCUCAGUCUACACCAGAUGUGAUCAUUCGAAUACUGUACAUGUUACUAAUCUUUUUUUAUUAUUAUUUGUUAAAAAAUGCAGAUUGUACAAUAACAUAAAUAAUCUUAUUGAGUGUACCUCUUGUGUGUUGCCUUUUUGUAACAUUGAAAACAACCACUUAACAUAAGUGCACGUAGUUGACUGAAUGUGUGUUUGCUGUUAGUCUUCUUUCAAAGUAUACACAUCAAACCCCGUACCCAAACCACAUUUAGAUUGGAAAAUACUGUCUUGUCAUGUGGCCAGAUGUCUAGUGAAAUUUUUUCUUCUGUGUGUUUUGACUGCACAGAACCAUUGUGUUUUCAAGCAGUCCAGUAGUAAACAGCUGUCUGCAGCUCAGCAAGGUGCCUGGAAGUGGUCACCUUAGUCACGCAUGGCUUUUGUUAUUCCUUCUAUGUAAGAAUUGUCCAAAGUGAACAUUGUGUACAGUACCUAUACCACUAUAUCUGAUCUUAGUAUGCAUUGUAGCCUAGUAUGCAAAUCUACUGUAGGUCUGCAGAAGUCCCAGUUAAACCAUGCUUGAAAAUAGAAGUGAAAUCAGCUACCUCUUGGUCCUGUGUAACGUCAGGGGAGUUAUCUGACUUGUGAAACUGUCUUUGCUACUCCAUGUGACAACUUGUUUUACUUUCUCCACUUCUUUCAUAAAUAUUACUUUAUGCUUUUCA
Molecule: messenger RNA, 1662 nt
Organism: Micropterus dolomieu (smallmouth bass)
Lineage: Eukaryota; Metazoa; Chordata; Actinopteri; Centrarchiformes; Centrarchidae
Product: ubiquitin-conjugating enzyme E2 variant 1-like
Exons: 4
Coding region: 133-573 (146 amino acids)
Biological process (GO): DNA damage tolerance; protein K63-linked ubiquitination
Cellular component (GO): nucleus
Source: RefSeq, a predicted model, not a curated record